Molecule: messenger RNA, 675 nt
Organism: Aegilops tauschii subsp. strangulata
Lineage: Eukaryota; Viridiplantae; Streptophyta; Magnoliopsida; Poales; Poaceae
Source: RefSeq, a predicted model, not a curated record
AUGCCCCGUGCCCCCGCCCGUGCUUCCCCUGCCACCGCACCACCACUCCACAAGCCACCGCUGCCUCGCUGGACACCGUCGCUGCUGGCCUCCUCCCGUGUCCGCGCGACUACGCAUGCCGCCGGCCUCCGCCGGCCUCUGCGCGCCUCCUCCGCCCUCCGCCCGGCCGCCCGCCUCCGCACGCCUCCGACAGCCUCCGCCCGGCCGGCCGCCUCCGCUGGCCUCCUCCCUGCUCCGCACGCCACCGACGUCCGCCUCAUGCAGCCAUCCAAGAUGGAGGCCUCUCGGCAUCGUCCCUGCCCCGAGCACUCGCUUCUGGACCAUCUCUCCUCUCCGGACCCCUCGCUGGACUUUGCUUCUCCGCCCCUCGCCGGACUCCGCCGCGGCCGCUCCUCUUCGUUCCCCGCUGCGGCCUCCCCUCGCACGACCCAACUGCGGCCAAGCCUCCCCGACCUCCUCCUUUCCGCCCCUCACCGGACUCCGCCGCAGCCGCUCCUCUCCGUUCCCCUCCGCGGCCUCCCCUCACACGACCCCACCGCGGCCGGGCCUCCCGAACCUCCUCCCAGCCCCUCGCCGGACUACGCCGCGACCGUCACUCACCGGACCCACCGCAGCCAUCCCUCGCUGGAUCCCGCCGCGCCUGAGCCGCACCUCGCCGGACCCCGCCGCACCUAA